Molecule: messenger RNA, 768 nt
Organism: Sphaeroforma arctica JP610
Lineage: Eukaryota; Ichthyosporea; Ichthyophonida
Exons: 1
Coding region: 1-768 (255 amino acids)
Source: RefSeq, a predicted model, not a curated record
AUGUCGUCUAGUUGUGAUCCACCAAGAGUGAGUCAGAUGACCUCGAUGUCCGCUCAGCAGUCGCCGUCAGCAUCGGAAAGAAAGAUUGCGUAUGAGGAUGACAUCGUUGCAUCAUCACAGCUGAUACUGGCUUACCUAGACAACGAGAAACAAUCCCGACUUUUACAACCGUAUACCAGCGGUGAGCAGCCCACACACAUGCGUGAUCUUCAAUCACAUGGCAGCGUGAAUCCGAUAGAUAAAAAUUUAGGCGCGAAUCAGCAGCAGUUUCUAUGGCCAUCGACUGAGACAGGCAACACGGAGAGUGAUGUAGGAAACCGUUAUCAAAUUCCGGCUGUGAUUGGAAACGGGCAUUCACAAUUGUCAAAUCUACAAGAGAACGCAGUCUCAUCUAGUCAGAGUUGGAACGGUGCACCAUAUGCUGGUCCUGGAACUUUCCUUCAUGAUCAACAGCCACAACCACACACCACCCAGCAGGGAUGCAAUUAUCCCGUUGCUCGACAAUCAUUGCCACAAAUGUAUCGAUCGGCUUUUUCACCGCCUUCGGGACACAGGCAAUCGAAUAGCCCAGUGACCACUUUGUCUACACCCAUGUAUUCGUCAAUUGAUCUAUCCAAGCCCCCUAAGAGACACCGCCGUCGCAAAAGUAUAUUGAAUCUACAAUUUCACUGUGAAGUGCCCGGUUGCGAGAGAAAAUACGCGAGCAAGUUGUCCCGCAAACAACAUUACCUACUAAAACACCCAUCAGAAAAAUUUGACACAAAAUAG